AUGGUCAAAAUCGAGGCCUUCGCAGUUGAACAGUGGAUGGACAAGUAUGAGACCAUUGCCAAGUAUAACGCCGCCGAGACCUGUUGUGCAUCCAUCUCCGUCGACGAUCUCCGCGCGUUGUCCGAGGACAAGGAGUCCAACCCUUUGACCGAGCUUCAAUCUACCAAACUCACAUAUGGAGCAAUCCGUGGUUCAGAUAAGCUGCGCACCACUCUUGCCAAUCUGUAUUCCGCGAAGACACCCGCCCAGUUACCAAAGGAUAACGUCUUGAUAACUGCUGGCGCAAUCCAAGCAAACUUCUUGUUGCUGUAUACAUUAAUUGGCCCAGGUGACCAUGUAAUCUGCCAUUACCCAACAUAUCAACAACUCUACUCUGUGCCUGCAUCAUUGGGAGCAGAGGUCAGUUUGUGGAAGUCCAAAGAGGCCGAUGGGUGGCAAUUGGAUCUCGAAGAGCUGAAAAGCCUUAUUCGUCCCAACACUAAGCUGAUUAUUAUCAACAACCCGCAAAACCCAACUGGGGCCAUCAUCCCACGCGAGACUCUCGAGCAAUUGGUAGAUAUCGCGCGUGAGAAGUCUAUCAUAAUUCAUGCCGACGAAGUGUAUCGUCCAGUCUUUCACGGAAUUACUCCCAUGGACUCUAAGUUCCCGCCUUCUCUUAUCUCGCUCGGAUACGAACGCACAGUGGUGACAGGAUCGGUUUCCAAAGCCUACAGCCUGGCGGGGUUGCGGGUUGGCUGGAUUGCCUCGCGCGAUAGGUCGAUUAUUGAAAACUGUGCUGAUUCACGCGAUUACACGACUAUCUCAGUCGGUCAGAUUGACGACGCGAUUGCCAGUUUCGCACUAUCACCAGAUUGCAUUCACAAUCUUUUGAAGCGAAAUAUCGACUUGGCCCGAACCAAUCUUGCGAUCUUGGAGAAGUUUAUUGAAGACCAUCGGUGGGCUUGUGAUUGGGUCAAGCCACAGGCAGGAACCACUGCAUUUGUGCGCUUCAACAAAAUGGGAAAGCCUGUAGAUGAUGUUGCUUUCUGCGAGAUGGUACUGGAACAAACCGGUGUGAUGCUCGUGCCCGGAAGCCUUUGCUUUGGUGGCAGAGAAGAUUUCAAGGGCUAUGUUCGUAUUGGGUUUGUUCCUGAAACAGAAGUUUUGGAAAAGGGCUUGGAGGCAUUGCGCGUGUUUAUGGAGGAUGGAUAUGAGGAGGUUCCGGUAGUGAAGAAGUUAGCCCUGAGAUGA
Molecule: messenger RNA, 1230 nt
Organism: Penicillium arizonense
Lineage: Eukaryota; Fungi; Ascomycota; Eurotiomycetes; Eurotiales; Aspergillaceae
Exons: 3
Coding region: 1-1230 (409 amino acids)
Biological process (GO): biosynthetic process
Molecular function (GO): catalytic activity; pyridoxal phosphate binding
Source: RefSeq, a predicted model, not a curated record